Diospyros lotus (date-plum) is the source of this 1101-nucleotide messenger RNA. Its product is annotated as transcription factor RF2b-like. The coding region runs from base 1 to 1101 and encodes 366 amino acids. Gene Ontology annotation, biological process: regulation of DNA-templated transcription. Lineage: Eukaryota; Viridiplantae; Streptophyta; Magnoliopsida; Ericales; Ebenaceae. The transcript is spliced from 4 exons. Gene Ontology annotation, cellular component: nucleus. Gene Ontology annotation, molecular function: DNA-binding transcription factor activity. The record is from RefSeq and is a predicted model, not a curated record.
AUGGAAAUUGAAGAGCCGUCGAAUCAUGGUUUGAAUUGUAAUGGCAACGAUAAUGUGAAUCCAAUCUUUGGUUAUCAUGUCUCCGACUUUACAUCGCCGGCGAAGACGAGAACGCCGCAAUUCCCGUUUCCACUCGGAAAUUCCGGCGCCUUCGCCUCCUCGCUCCGGAGGGUCCAUUCCGACUGUGGUUUCCCGAUCGCCGACGAGCUCUCCGGACACGCUCUCGACGGUCUCCUGACGGCGAGCCUCCAGGAAAUAGGGCCGGAGGCGGAGAACGACCUCCUAUCCGUAUUUCUUGAUCUCCAGAAGCUCGGAAAAAAUGAGGACGAAAGCUCCGCCGCCCGUUUGAUGGAUGGCGGCGAGCCGGAGAAGAACUCAAGGUGUAGACGCCGGAGUACCACAUUGGUGGAGGGCUUAGGCGACGUUAGCGAGCCGAGGAAAGCGAUAUCUUCGGAGAAGUUGGCCGAGAUUGAAGCCGUAGAUCCGAAGCGCGUCAAAAGGAUUUUAGCAAAUAGACAAUCCGCUGCUCGCUCAAAAGAAAGGAAAGCUCGCUACUUACUGGAACUUGAAAAAAAACUUCAAUCCCUUCAAUCUGAAGUAACAAAUCUCUCUGCACAACUUACAAUAUACCAGAGGGACACGACCGUUUUGAGCACUGAAAAUGCAGAGCUUAAGCUUCGGUUAAAAGCCAUGGAACAACAGGCUCAGAUGUGUGAUGCUCUAAAUGAAGCACUGAAGCAGGAAGUGGAGAGGCUGAAGCUUGUCGCUGAAGAUAUGAAAAGCACACCCAGAGAGCCAUUUGGCUUGGGAGCCAGAAGUGUUUCUUACAGCCCAUUGGCGUCCCCAUCGACGCUGCAACCAAUAUAUUACAGCCCCUUAAGCCCGGCUGCCGCCACCCAACGGACGCCAUUGAACUUCUGCCCGGUGGUUCCCGCGCUGUCGCCGCAGCGUAGCCCCUGGCCGAGCCUAUCGAGUGGCCAUAACUUUAUUCCGAUGAACCAUCAAACAUCCGAGCAGGGUGAUGCGAUUUUCCAGGGGCUGGAUGUGGGUAACAAAGGAGAAAAUAUUUACUGUAACGGUGAUGUCACACCAUUAUGCUAA